AUGACCAUCCGAGCAAAGCUCGAACGAUUUAAACCCAAACAAAAUUUCACUGGUGAAAUGGCACCCAAUGACUUGCGAAUUCCCCUUUCGUGUCGACCGGAUCAUGGUUUCGUUACAAAUAUAUCUAUUGGUGAGCCUGACAUCUACCGGUUGGUGCUAGUAGACACGGGUAGCAACAUAUUCCGGAUACAAUGCUACCCGUGCAAAAAAUGUGGAGAUCAAAACCAAAUUCCUCAUUACUACGUUGACAAAUCAACAUAUUCCAAAGUUUCUUGCGACUCUUGGACGUGUCGCGAGUUCGAUGGGCAAUGUAAUGAAUGGCUUGAGUGCAUAUACACAUCGGCAUACAUGGAUUACACUUGGUCUAGAGGAAUUGUUAGUGCAGACACUCUUCAUUUCAUUACCUCCGAUAACGAGGUGGAGAGUGUUCCUAACGUAGCUUUUGGGUGCGGAACAUAUAACUAUGGAGAUGAAUUCGGGUACGAGUACAGUGGGAUACUUGGUUUAGGGACAAAUAAAGCAUCGGUAAUGACACAAAUCGGAUCCCAGUUUUCCUAUUGUAUUGGACAUAUUAAGGACAUUAAUGAUUCAUACAGUCACCUCAUCAUAGGUGACGAGGGCGAGGUUAGAGGGGGAUUAAACACCCUUGGAGAUCUUUAA
Messenger RNA from Nicotiana tabacum (common tobacco), 660 nucleotides. The record is from RefSeq and is a predicted model, not a curated record. NCBI's taxonomy places the organism in Eukaryota, Viridiplantae, Streptophyta, Magnoliopsida, Solanales, Solanaceae.